Messenger RNA from Syngnathus acus (greater pipefish), 6679 nucleotides. It is a transcript of the gene dtx1, whose product is annotated as deltex 1, E3 ubiquitin ligase. Gene Ontology annotation, cellular component: nucleoplasm. The record is from RefSeq and is a predicted model, not a curated record. Bases 727 to 2622 code for a protein of 631 amino acids. Gene Ontology annotation, biological process: protein ubiquitination; Notch signaling pathway. Gene Ontology annotation, molecular function: ubiquitin protein ligase activity; zinc ion binding. The transcript is spliced from 10 exons. NCBI's taxonomy places the organism in Eukaryota, Metazoa, Chordata, Actinopteri, Syngnathiformes, Syngnathidae.
UGUACUUGAUAGUUUGGCUGAAUUUGCAACCGCUCACCAUACAGGUGCGCUCUCGGGUAUUGGCAUUGCAAUUGUUUGAGGCUUGAAAAUGUGACGUUUGCUGGACUUGUGCGCGUGGACAGUGACUUCUUGCGUCUUCGCUGCACGUCGAGCGACUGGUGCACGGCGGAGCAACAAACUGACAAAGCAGACACUGAAGAAGCGACGACUCCUGAUUUCUGUUGGACGAUUGUUGCGCUGUGCGUUUUUAGACGACCAUUUUCACGUUUUUCCACAUUAACAAAUGUGAAGCAUCGCGUUGCUUGGAAUAUAUAUAUUUUUGCCCCCGACACACGCACAACACACACGCGCGCGCGUUUUAUCCUCGUGAUUUUUCGAGCGGGGCCAGAGAAAUGUAGCUUCUGCUUGACAGAUGUGAGGCACUACAUCUGCACCCUACAGCAAGUCACCCCCUCCCCCUGUUUACCUGCUCAUGAGAGGAACUGCUGCAACCCCUCAUCACCAUCUGCCAUCUCGGACCCUGAAGGGAGCUGCUCUGUUGAUCAAGGAGUAAGCAGCAAGCCUGUUCCGAGAAGUAGAAGAGGACCAUGACUCCUGCAAGACCACAUGCUUGAAAGCAGACCACUGAAGUCGCUGAGCUAAGCUGGUUCCAGUGUAGCGCUGAUGACAAUGUUCCGGAGUAAUAUUUGACUGACGGGUGGUUCUCUGUCUAACCUGCAAGGGACAAUGGCUCGCCCUGGGCCAGGCUUGCUGCUUCCCGCAAAUGUACUGGGAUACCCUCCCCAGAAUCUGGCCAGAGUGGUGGUCUGGGAGUGGAUGAAUGAACAUGGGCGCUGGAGGCCCUACAGUGCAGCGGUGUGCCACCAUAUUGAGAACAUCCUGAAGGGCGAUGCCCGAGGAACUGUAGUUUUAGGACAGGUAGAUGGCCAGCUAUCUCCUUACAUCAUCGAUUUGCAGUCGAUGCAUCAGUUUCGACAGGACACAGGCACCAUGAGACCGGUGCAGAGGAACUUCUAUGAACCGUCCUCUGCUCCUGGCAAAGGUGUAGUAUGGGAGUGGGAGAAUGACAAUGGCUCAUGGACGCUGUAUGAUAUGGAGAUCUGCGUGACCAUCCAGAAUGCCUACGAGAAGCAGCACCCGUGGCUCGAUCUGACUUCUCUAGGCUUCUGUUACCUCAUUGACUUUAAUAGCAUGUCACAAACCAACAAGCAGAGUCAACGCAAGCGGCGGCUUCGGAGACGUAUGGAUCUUGCUUACCCGCUUAUCAUGGGAUCCAUCCCCAAGUCGCAGUCUUGGCCUGUGGGCGCCAGCUCCGGCCAGCCCUGCUCGUGCCAGCAAUGCAUCUUGGUCAACAGUACGAGAGCCGCAUCGAAUGCAAUCCUUGCCUCUCAGCGACGGAAGCUCCACGGAGGGCCCGCAGGCAAUACAGGUGCCACAGGAACCCUGACGACAGUGCGGCAGAGCAACACCUUUGCUGGAACCUCUCUUUGGUCUCCAACCUCAUCAGUGACCAAUAAUGUCAGUAUAGGAGGCGGGCAAACCAAAGGUGAACAGGUGCAGAUGCCAUUGUCCCCAACCAACUUUCCUGUGAUGUCAUCCCUUGGCCACAACACACUUGGAGUCAAUGGACAGAACAACUUGAACCGACCAGGCACUCAGCGCAUCUCUGUGGCCACUCCUAGAGGAGCCAUUCCACCAGGUGUUCCUGCUCUCCCAGUCAAAAACCUGACUGGGUCUGGACCAGUGCAUCCAGCGAUAGCAGGUAUGACCGGUAUCCUGAUGUGCGCUGUAGGUCUCCCUGUUUGCCUGACCCGAGCACCCAAGCCCAUUCUGCACCCGCCGCACAUCAGUAAGAGCGAUAUGAAGCCUGUGCCGGGAGUCAACGGUACGCGACGCAAGACCAAGAAGAAGCACCUGAGAAAAGGGAAAACCCCAGAGGAUGUUGUCCGUAGAUACACUGACAAAAUUAAAGUGGCACCAGAUGAGGACUGUACCAUCUGCAUGGAGAGGCUGGCCACGGCGUCAGGCUAUGAAGGCGUCCUGCAGCACAAAGGCAUCAAGCCAGAGUUGGUGGGCAAACUUGGCAAAUGCGGCCAUAUGUACCAUCUGCUGUGCCUGGUGGCCAUGUACAACAAUGGCAAUAAGGAUGGCAGUCUUCAAUGCCCAACAUGCAAGACCAUCUAUGGAGAGAAAACGGGCACUCAGCCUCCCGGGAAGAUGGAAUACCACGUCAUCCCCCACUGCCUACCCGGCUACCCAGACUCCAAGACCAUUCGCAUCGUCUACGACAUUCCUGCCGGUGUCCAGACCAACGAGCACCCCAACCCUGGGAAGAAGUUCAGCGCAAGGGGGUUCCCUCGGCAGUGUUACCUGCCAGACAACGAAAAGGGCAGGAAGGUUCUCAAGCUGCUGAUCACAGCUUGGGACAGACGCCUCAUUUUCACCAUCGGCACUUCCAGUACCACAGGCGAGUCUGACACGGUGGUGUGGAACGAGAUCCACCACAAGACCGAAUUCGGCUCCAACCUGACUGGCCACGGCUACCCUGACCCAAAUUACUUGGACAACGUCCUGACGGAGCUGUCGGCCCAGGGGGUUGGCGAGGACAACCUGAAGGACUAAGAGCCUGCCGAGCUGGCCGGCAACAACACGGUCCGAUCGUCAUUUUUCCUAGGAAACCAUAAUGCCAGAUUAAAGUUCAUCGUCCAGCGCGCUACUCUUUACUUGCCCUGACUGAGACCCUGAAGUGGUGGCAAGACAAGAGCGAUGGAAGCAAAACAAUUGGGGUCUUUUUGUUUUUCCUUUGCGUCAUGCCCAGAGCAUGUACGCGUCUGCAAAGACUUUGAGGCACGCACUCCGUGUCUCCAUUGCUGCCAGCAAACGUGUCAUCGACCUCUUUUGAGUCAAAGCAAAGCAUCUGCACUUGUAGCGCGAUAAGAAGGCGUGCGGGGGCCAGAUUGCAUGGUCCGACCAACGCUGCAUAAUGAAUGUUGAGGGAAUUGCUGCAAUAAGAUGAUGAGGUGCCAAUGAAGCUUUUCUCACUACAUAAGACACAUUUUAAAGAAAUAUAUUAUAUACAUCUUCGCCCCGGUUUAGUAAGAAAAUCAAAUAUGGUGAGACUUUUCUGUGAUUUUUAAACGAAGUGUGCCCCAUCACUGAAGCAAGGGCUAAAGAAAGUGUUUUUUAGUGUCAUGAAGUAGCUUUUGGGUUAGCGGAAUCUCGGAAGGUUUCGCUAAUAGACAUAGAUUACAUUGUUAACCUUGUGGGCUGCCGAUGAAAGGGGCUGUGAAAUACCCCAGCAGACAUUUGAUUGCUUGCCAUGAGAUUUUACAGCGUACCCUUGCUACAUUCCAAAGCAAAAGUCAUUUAUUUUGUUGACACUGAUAAUGCUGACCUCUGUGAACAUGAAGGCUCACGCUAGUAUGCUCUCAUUUGAAGGAAAAUGUGGCCUUGGGUCUAUCCAUCAUGCUGCCAUGCACGAAGGGUGUGCUGGGGUGUGACUGAAUGCACCGAGUUCCUAAAGAUGUCGUCAUUUUCCCUCGGAGGAUCCAUCGUGUGAUUCUUAACCCUCCUGGGAGGUUUUUUUUUUUUUUUGCCCUGGGCACUGCUUUCCUUCUGUGGGGAGCAGUUAGACAUGUUCUCUUCUUGGUUCGUGUCCUCUUCAUUAGCAGCAGACAUCCUUUCUGGAAACAUGCAAAUGAUGCUUUAACGCAAAUGCAUCAGAAGUAUAUCGAUUUUUUCCUUGUAAGUUUUUUGCUCUCCCUCCAAGAUGUUAUGCCCGAUGGCUAAAAACGUUUUUGAAGAUCCUUGCUUGGGAGCUUCGUUAGUUUUGUUUUUUUUACUUGCGGAUGAAAGCGAGGUCAGCCAGUACUGACUUCCCACAAAAGCAUCUGAUCAACUUUAAUGAGGUGGGAUGUUGGUGUAAAGUUGUUGUGGGGCUCAUUUCGGGGCGAAUCGCAAUCUUCCACGGCAAUUUUUGAGGCAGCAGCUCUGCUUCGUAGGUUGAUUUUUUGUUUUUCCUUUUUUUAAGUCUUAAAUGACAUUUUAAACGUUUUGGUUUUUUUCUCUUUCAAAAAAUCAUCUUGUAGUACUUUGGGGAAACAUUAUCUACAAAUGUUCUAUACUCUACAAUUCAAGCUCAGUUUGAUUGUAUGGUUAGUUUUUUUUUAUACCCCAAAACACUCACUCAUGAACAUAGCUAUAACAAACGUAGAUGUCAAAAUGAUACAUAAAAUCUGACCAUUAUGUCAGUUUGUCAGGGACUGUUUAGGACAAUGUUUAUGACAUGUUAAUGGACGUCUAAUAUAAUAAGUAGUGUUAGUGUAUGCUACUGUCUGUACCUUCAUGUAGAAUGUGUAUAGUUGACUUGAAUAAAUAUAGUCAAUGUAUCUUUAUCAUUAGUGGGGGAGCCUAAAGAGCAUGAUUGUUGUCAUUUUCCCCAAAAGGGUUGUUUCUAUGGAUGAAAUUUAGAUAACCUUUCAUCAAAAGCAAACAAUUGGGUCAAUAUUGGCUGCGGAUAUGUGGAAUUGGAUUUUUUUUUAAAGGCCCUGAAAAACUUUUUUUCUUUUCUUACAACCGUGCUUUGUAUUGUGUGAUAUAUGCAAAUGAAAAAUGUGCAACUUUGCUGCUGUUGCAUGCACGCGUGAAGCAGGCCUGCAGCUGCUUCUGGUGCCUCCAAAAUCAACACAGCCUGUUGUCAAGUUGUGUCAGUGACUAUUGCGUUUAUUGACGUGGCGUUAGAGUGGCUGGAGGUCACCUUGAGGGGCAGCAAGCCGACAGGGCAUUUUGAUGGAUUUAUAAGUGUUGUUUUGUUUGCUUUUUAAGCAAAACCACUUUUUUUUUUUUUUUGGGUGGUGAUCCAGCAGUAGGUAAAAAUUGUCUGCUUCUUUGCUGCGGUUCCGACGUAUUUAUCGUGUUAAUAGUUGUUUGACCACCACUUUCAUCGAGGUUUAUUACUUUUACACGUAGCAGAUGUCAACUAAUCAUGAAACAUUCAGGGAUUAUUAUUGCGUGUCUAAGGGAGAAUCCUAUUCAUUUUAGAUGAUGGUUCUCCAUUUCUACAGAUAAUAUCUUUUAAGUUGAACUUAACUCAUCAUUCAAAAUAUGUUCAGGCAGAAAGCGUAUCUUUGGGUAUUUUUCUUUUUCUCGAGUUUUCUUGCUGUCUUUUUUCAGUCUCAGCGUUCUCCUUGGCCCCCAUUUACACUGGAUGGCAGCUCUUGCCUUUAUAUGCAAAAAUGCAUCUGUAUGAACAGAACCUUUCCAGCUGAAAUGAUCAGCUUGAUAAAAGUUAACAAAUUUUUGUCCGAGAAAUAAUUCAUAUGGAAGCAAUCACGCACAGGAUGUUCAUACAUUAUUUUAAGAUGUUUCAUCUAAAAUAUUUUUCAGGGCCUUUGAAUUUUUUUUUCCUUCCUUAAUUUAUUCCAGUACUCAGUUAACCGAACAUGCAUGUUCUUGGGAUAUAAACUGUUACUGUGAGGCAGACAUGUUCAUGAAAUAUUCUUUCAUUUCAUUACAGUUUCAAGUUGUGCUCUUAUUCAGGCUGUCUAAUUUUCUGCCACCCUCCACAAGGCAAAAUAAAUUGAAACUAUUCCAUUUUCGGUCCUCCUUUCACUUUUGGAGGCCUUAGUUAAAAGGAUCAGGGAAAUGUCUACAUUGAGUGAAGUUUAAUGAAGUUGAGAAAUCCAAGUGUUGAACAUUUUGUCGGCCCUUUAGACUUUCAGGUGUGUACAGACUUCUGUGGGAAGGAAAAUGCAAUGUGGUUUGGUAUGCCUGAUCGACAGAGAUCUUGUUUAUGCAAUUUACUAUUUUUAAGACGUGAAACCUGAUUUAUUUGUAGCAAAGAUGGUGAUUCGUUUGAGUUAGUGGUAGUUUUUUGUGGGUUGCCUCACUCUUGUCUAUAACAAAAGCAGACAUAUACAUAAUGGAAAGCAUAUAUUUUUGAUGUAUUUUCUGAUUAAAGAUUGUCUUUGCGAUAACUAUAACAUAUCCUUUUCCAUUUGAUUUGAAGUGGAAAGUUAUGACGUAUCAUUCUGCGCAGGAUGUAGUAUUGACUACCGUAAUUGAAAGUCAUAAUAUGUUCAAUGCUUAUCGUACAUUUUUCAACUAUACCUUAAACAUUUAGUGUGGCUGUAUUGUCUGUUGGUAUCUCUUUGUCUCUUUGAGUGUGCGUCUUGCAAGACAAAAUCAUAGGCCCACGCUGUCCUUUAAAAAGACAGUAACGUUCUUCCCGAGAUGCAUGUGAGCCUCUUUAAUGGCAACGUGUAUGAAAUCAUCAAAAGCUCCUCUUUGGAAAGGUCAACCAGAUGAUGUUGGCAUUUUAGCACUGUGCUCUGCAUCUUGCCUCAGAACAUUUUCAUUUUACACGAGUGGACGAGAUGGCGUUUGGCUAAUUUCGCCUCUUUUUGGAUAUUUACAACACGCUUAAUGUUUUAAUUGACAUUUACGAUUCCUAAUCAUGUGGUUUGACAUCACUUGAGCAGUGUCAACCUUUUUUCUUGUUCACAAACAUAAAAGUGAAAUGAGCUUAAAGAGACAUAGAGACUAUGGUUUAACUACUAUAAAGGGCUUUUGAAUCAAUAAUCAGUCUUUAUUGAAUCGUGUUAACCUUGUUGCAUGUUUUCUGUCUUGUGGACAAAAAUGGAAAAAUAAAUGUGCCCUCAGUGGGGGUGAUUUUGUUUCA